Messenger RNA from Haliotis rufescens (red abalone), 2301 nucleotides. Its product is annotated as T-box transcription factor TBX20-like. Gene Ontology annotation, molecular function: RNA polymerase II cis-regulatory region sequence-specific DNA binding; DNA-binding transcription factor activity, RNA polymerase II-specific. NCBI's taxonomy places the organism in Eukaryota, Metazoa, Mollusca, Gastropoda, Lepetellida, Haliotidae. The coding region runs from base 122 to 1714 and encodes 530 amino acids. Gene Ontology annotation, biological process: cell fate specification; regulation of transcription by RNA polymerase II; positive regulation of DNA-templated transcription. Gene Ontology annotation, cellular component: nucleus. The transcript is spliced from 8 exons. The record is from RefSeq and is a predicted model, not a curated record.
AUUUGCUUGUCGCUUCAACUAUAAGCACUAGUCUACCGCGGUACCAUAACAUUCGCUGAGGCUUUUGACGAGUUUGGAUAUAUACCUGAGUUUGACAUUGACAUUUAUUUGCACACCAAACAUGGAUCUUUUGUGCCAACUUCCUCACAACCCCUGCAAGUACCCAACCUCCUCCGCAAACAUGUACGAGGACGAUCUCAUCUCGCAACGCGCUCGUGCGUUCCCCCUUUCCCACGGGUUGAUGCCCGCCCCACAAGCUUCGUUCUUUGGAUUUCCAAUGCAUCCAGCUCAUGAUUCGCUUAUGGCAGUAGGCCAAAGCCAGCAGUUUGGGGCGUACCCUCACCUGUCGACGCCGGACCCUAAACGCAUGCUUACCUCUGGGGUAGGGCAGAGCGAUUCCAUGGACAAAAACAUUAAGAUCAGCCUGGACAACAGAGAUUUGUGGAGCAAGUUCCACAACAUUGGCACCGAGAUGAUCAUCACGAAGACGGGAAGGCGCAUGUUUCCAACUAUCAAAGUGACUCUCGAAGGCCUUGACCUGCACGCAAAGUACAUCCUACUUGUCGACAUUGUACCGGUUGACGAUUGUCGCUACAAGUACCAUAAUUCGGAAUGGGUAGUCACCGGAAAGGCUGAACCGCACAUGCCCGGAAGACUCUACAUUCAUCCAGACUCCCCAGCUUCCGGUUCCCACUGGACCAAACAGCCCGUGACGUUCCACAAGCUUAAACUCACCAACAACAACCUUGACCAGAAUGGACACAUUAUUCUCAACUCCAUGCACAAGUACCAGCCAAGGAUCCACGUGGUACAGGCGAACGAUAUCUUCACAAUGAGAUGGAAUACAUUCAAUACAUAUGCUUUUGACGAAACUUGCUUCAUCGCUGUGACAGCUUACCAGAAUGAACAGAUAACCCAGCUCAAGAUUGAUAACAACCCAUUCGCUAAAGGCUUUCGUGACAAUGGAAUGGGGAGACGUGAUCACCGCCUAAGCAUUAAAAGGCCAGCAAGCGAGGACGGGUCUUCGGAUCAUGAUAAAGUUGAAUUAACAGCGAUGAAGAAACUGAAAACAGAUGAAGAUGAUAUUGGCAUGAAACUGAAGACGGAGCCUCACAACGCUGUGUCGUCACAAGCUCAGAAAGAUGAGGACAGCGACCCAGUUUCCGACACAUCUGACGACAACCCCAGUGAUGCAUCUGGCACAGAACUUCCCCCAUGUCAGAUCCUGAAAUCGACAGCCAUUUCUCCGGAUCUGGAAAAAUCCCGUGGAUCCAAUAGCGCGAGCUCCACUCCUUCUCCCAACCAGUGCCAGUUCGGCUCCGUCAAGUCAUUUAACCAGUCAUGCAUGGGAGGCGAACAGGUCUACUACCCACACCACCCCGCCGUCAGCAGGGUACCAAGCAGUAGCUUCCUUCCCGUUUCAACAAGCUCAGCACUCCUCCAGCCCGUGUCAAGCAGCAUGAGUUUAAGUCUUCACCCCGUCAACAGUCAAAUGCAGGCUUGUCGCUUGUCGGGACAAACCAACGAUUGUGCGAUACGUCAAACAAGCGGCCUGAAUACGGCAUCUCAUGGGUACGGCAUCCGUACGACCCCACCCCAACACCACCCCUCACUCUCAUCCUGCACCUACAUGCAGUCCGCUCAACCGUACGCAACGCACCUCACACCAAACAUGCAUAUGAUGAAUAUGAAUUUCACGGGUCCCAUGGCGUGAAAAUACACACAUGGUGUGUGAACAUUAACCCAGGGCCUGGCCCGUCUACAAGUGCUUGCCCCCUACAGCUUCGGGGUUCGGGGACGCGGGGGUGUCACGUGAGGACAACCGCAACACUGCAGCGAAUAUUGUACAUAUUUGGACAAUCUAGCAGCGACGUCACGGACUGCCGAGGUGCUCUGUACAUAUUUGACAAAACGGAUAUGACGUCAUUGUCACAUGAUCAGAUCGGCAGUUUCUCAUUGGUCAGGUCUCAUUUGCUCAACCGGAAAUCUGUGUUGUGUGUGGAACGUUGUGUACAAAGGUGUUCACAAAAAUAGACCUUAACUUGCUGAAACGAAUGCGGCAAAAAUUGUCAAACCCAAAUUUACUUUUGGGCCAUGAAGACGUUUAUUUAUUCAUUCUGACAUGAACAUAGAGUUAUGACUGUAUUAUAUACAUAUUUAUAUGUGACUCACAUUUGGUUGUUUCAGUGCACCAUGAUCUUAUAACGUCAUUCCUAAGGAACCCUAGGUCCCAAAUGACGUGCAAGAAUUGUUUUUCUUGCCAGGUUAUUGAUAUUUUAUGACUAAAAUAUUGAAAACUAA